UAACAACUGGCCAAACAUAAGGUGGGCCCCAAAUUCCAUUGCUCAUUUUGGUUUUGAUGAGUUGAAGUUUUAUCAGAUUGUCCGGUCCAAAUGUCUUCAGACUAAGUCUUAGAAUCAAAGGCCUAAUAGGAUUUUAGAUUAUCAAAUCUGAAGGUGGGUAAGGGGAGGAGGGUUUCCCUGAAGUCCACAAGCAACAGCAGGAAACGAUUAUGAUAGUGUCAGUGAAAACUACAAAUCUGCAGAUGAAAUGGCUACUAAUGCUAGUGUUUUCAUUCGCAGUCAAUGCUAAAACUUUAAAAGAAUCAAAUCCCCCAAUAAUAGAGUACAAACCUUUUAUUGUAUAUUGGAAUAUUCCUACGACAAUGUGCAAGAAACGUUUUGGUGUGGAUCUAAAUCUCCAGGCUUUUGAUAUUAUAGCUAACCCUGAUGAGACAUUAAAUGGACCCUAUGUUACAAUAUUUUAUGAAAAAAAAUUAGGGCAUUACCCUUAUAUUAAUGAAAUUGGAGAGAUGUUCAAUGGAGGAAUACCUCAGAAUGAGAAACUCUCAAAGCACCUUGAAAAGAGCACUGGAGACAUCAAGAACAUCAUCCCUGGGUCAAAAUUCCAAGGACUUGCUGUUAUUGACUGGGAAGAAUGGAGACCUCAAUGGGACAGGAAUUGGGGUCCUAAAAAUAUAUAUAGAAUCCAGGCUUUAAAUCAUAUUAAAAAUCUCCACAGUGAAUUGUCAGAAAGUAAAAUGCAGGCAGCAGCAAAACAAGAAUAUGAAAGUGCUGCCAAGAGUUUUAUGAAUUCUACUAUCCGCUUGGGGUCAGCACUCAGAUCACAAGGACACUGGGGUUUUUACCUUUACCCAGAGUGCUACAAUUAUGAUUACAAAAAAAAACCAGAAACGUACACUGGGAAAUGUCCAGAAAUUGAAAUUACCCGCAAUGAUGGCCUCCAGUGGCUAUGGCAAGCAAGUACUGCUCUUUAUCCUUCCAUAUAUUUACCACUGGCAUUGAGGAAUAGUCCACAUACCCAGAAAUUUGUUCACUAUCGGGUCAAAGAGGCCAUGAGAAUUUCCUACAAGGCUAAGAAGGACUAUGCUUUGCCUGUUUUUGUUUAUACCAGGCUAUUUUAUACCUAUGGUCUUGAGCCCUUGACUAAGAAUGAUUUGUUGUAUACCAUUGGGGAAAGUGCUGCAAUGGGUGCAGCAGGAAUAGUAAUAUGGGGAGGAAUGGACCAUUCCAAUUCAAGAAACAGCUGCUUAUCUAUGCAAAAAUUUGUUAAUGGAGUUUUUGGUCACUACAUCGUCAAUGUGACAGCAGCUACUCAGCGCUGUAGCCGAAUUCUUUGUAACAAUAAUGGAAGAUGUGUUAGGAAACAAUCGGAGUCAUUCUCUUAUCUGCACAUGCCCAUGGGCAGUAUCAUGAGGCAUAAGUUAAAGAAGGGUCUGAAGUUUUUCCCUUCUCAAAGGGCUUCAAAAGAACAUAUACAGUACAUGAAGAAUGAGUUUAUUUGUCAGUGCUAUACUCACUGGAAUGGAAAAGUCUGUGCAUGGAAAGAUAACCACCACUCUGGAUCAAGGCAAUUAACUCUUUGCUCUGAUACAAAUAUCUUUUUCUCUUUAAUUUUAAUGUUGCCUCUGACUCUGCUGAUCUUUUUUUAUCCCACUAUACUCUAAGUUCUCUGGAAUCAGUCAAAAAGAAUCUACUUUUCUUCCUACUCCUAUAUCUGUGGCCUCUGAUCCUUUCCAUGCCAGCAAUUUCAAAUGUUUUUGAAUUCAGGAUACUAUCAUUGUUUGAUUUUGUGUCCCUUUUUAUAUAUGUACACAAUUAAUAGACUUUAAAGAAAAUGCAAUUAAAAUUAAUGAAAUUCUCUGAA
This is a messenger RNA of Monodelphis domestica (gray short-tailed opossum), 1864 nucleotides long. Its product is annotated as hyaluronidase Ccc Hy-1-like. Gene Ontology annotation, biological process: carbohydrate metabolic process; hyaluronan catabolic process. Lineage: Eukaryota; Metazoa; Chordata; Mammalia; Didelphimorphia; Didelphidae. The record is from RefSeq and is a predicted model, not a curated record. Gene Ontology annotation, cellular component: cytoplasmic vesicle. Gene Ontology annotation, molecular function: hyalurononglucosaminidase activity.